AAGAUGGCUACAUUGGGUUGGCUGCGUGGCCCAUCUGCUAUGCGACUAACAGAGGGUUUGGUAUCGGUUCUGAAAGAGCAGCGUCCAGAGUAUUUACCUGCUCUGGUGGCCAACUACAGAGAACAUGGCGUGUUUCCGACACAGGGCGGGAGUGCCGUCGGGGGUCUCGUAGGUCUCAGCAAUGCCAAACUGGGCUCGAGCAAGACCAGGUUUGAGGGGCUUUGUCUGCUCUCCAUGCUGGUUAAGGACAGCUCCAGUGAUCUGUUCCAGCAACACUGCCUCUCCUGGCUGCGCUCCCUGCAGCAGGUCAUACAGUCUCAGGCUCCAGUUCAGACCAUCCAGCUUGCGGUGAACAUUCUGAAGGACGUGCUGCAGUACUCGUCCCAGCUAGCAGAGCUGGCCAGGGAGGUCGGCCUCAACUCCAUCCUGGGCAUCCUUACAUCUCUGCUGGGCCUUAAGACAGAGUGUGAGCUGGCAGCUAUGGAGGGAAUGACAGCCUGUAUGACCUACUACCCCAGAGCCUGUGGAUCCCUCAGGGACAAACUGGGAGCCUAUUUCCUCUCCAAAAUAGACAGUACAAACAAGAAAACGCAAGAGAUGGCCUGUCAGUGUUAUGGUUGCCUGCCUUGCCUGGGUGGCCUCUUGGACAGAGGGGUGGGUGCUGGCAGAGCUGAGGGCUGGACCAAUCAGAUUCACUGUCUACUAGCCUCAGCCAAUUGCCUGCUGGCUCAGAUCUACCAUGGUUCAGAAACAGAUGGAACGGUGCAAUAUGAAGGUCCAGGGGUAGAGCUGGCCUUUCCUCAUCUUGAUCAAUCAGAUCCCCUGCUGCUGCUGCAGGUCCAGCACAGAUACACAGCUGUCUGCCUGGCACUGAAACACACACUCAGAGUGGAUCCAGGCUCAGCUGUCCGUCUGCCUGUCAGACCAAUACUCAACCUGGUGUGCCGAGCCCUCGCUGUCAGCGCCAAGAGCAUAAAUUUAACAGGAGAUGGAAGUGUGAGGUUACUGGUCUUGCCCAUCGUACACACCAACACACUGGAAGUCUUAUCAGCUCUUAUCACAGCUGUACGUAGCAGCAUGGUUCAGUACGCUGCUGUGCUACAGAGGCUGUUUUCUCAAACCUUAUCUGCCUGGACACCUCUACCUGAAGCCAGUCUGGGACAACAGAGAGCCUACAGCUCAGUGCGGGUAUCAGUGUACAGAACCUUAGAGCUGUGGGUCCAGGUGGCUGGAGCCUCUACUAGCAUCCUUCAGGGAAGCCCUGGCCACUCAGAGCUCCUGUUUAGCCACCUGCUCAGUGACAUCACACCAGGGGCGGAGUCUGUCAAGCUCCGGGCGGGUCUGUCAUCAGAUGUGGUUCCUGGAGGGAAGCCGGGCCCACGGAGGACAAAACCAUUGGUUAUAGCAGACGCAGUUGGACCGUUACUCCAGAGGAAAGGAGACCUUCUGGCUAAUCAGGAUACUUGCCUUUCAGCCCUCAGGGCACUGAGACAAAUCAUACUGACCAGUGGUACACUGCUGAAGGAUGAUAUACACAAGCGUCUCCAUGACGUAGUGCUGCCGCUGUGUGUGCGUCUACAGCAGCAACAGUCCAGCAACAGCACUUCAUGUGAAUCUGCAGGGGCCGUCAGUGGGCAGUACAGCAGUGCCCUCACCCGACGAGAGCUAUAUAGGUUAUUGCUGGCUCUGGUCCUGGUCCCAUCACCCUGUUGGCCUCCACCUUUGACCUGUGCUGUGUCCAUCCUCAGUAAUGGACACACCGACCGCAACCUCAAGGUCUCUACAUUCUGUACUGAGGCUCAGACCAUCUGUAACUCCCUCCUCCACCCCCGCACUCCCUCCCUCGCCCUCCCCUUACCACCCCUCACCCUGAAACCCACCCCCACCGCCCCAGUCCUCCCUUCCUCCCAGGGACCUACCCCCGGACUCACUUUGCCAACCCUCCUAGGAGGCCCCGCCCCUGGUCCUCCCUUUCCCUCCCGCCACUCCCUCGGCCUGGGCCCCGCUUCCCUGCUGGGUUCUCUUGAGAACCACCUCUCCCUGGUUCCAGGACUGCCGGGCCAGGCCCCCACCCCAGGAGACAUGAUCCUGUCCCACCAGCAGGACCCUGCUGGGCUGGGCCCUCCAGAGGGGCAGAGACCCGUGUUUGUCCGCUAUGACAGAGAGGAAGCGGAGGAUGUGGAGAUCUCUCUGGCCAGUGACUCAGACGACAGUGUGGUCAUCGUUCCUCCGGGGAUGCUCAACAUGGAGAACCAGCAAGAUGAGAUGGCAGCACCAGCAAACUCUCAGAACAUGGCCUCUGCUACACCAGGGAGCGCUACAGUCACACUACCAGGAGGAGAAUCUGUCACCGUGGUCCCCACCACAGCAACAACAACCACAAUAGAUGGGAUUUCGCUCCCCAAUGACCUUGCCACCUCCUCCCCCCUACUCACCACCUCCACCACCUCCACCACCCCUAUCAACUCCUUUCCUCCUUCCGGCACCUCUGUGGUCUCCCUGGUUCCACCUUUGAACUCCAGCACACUCACAGCUCCACCUGGCAUUCUGGGGGACUCGUUGCCUGGCAGACCACAGCUCCAGCAGAUGCUGAUGCAGGCCUCCACACCGGGACAGCCUGGCCCCAUGGGUCUACCACUCCAGAUGCACCAGCUGCAGAAUCAGCUGAGCCAGCAGGGACGGCACCUCCACCAGCACCAACCACCGGCGACCAGGAACGAAGACUCCGGUGUCAUUAACAUCAACAGCACUGACGAGGAGGAGGAAGAAGAGGAGGACAUGGAGGAUGAUGAAGAGCUGGAGGAGGAGGAGGAAGGGAUGGAUGAGGAGGACGAGGAGGAGGAAGUGAGCGAUUUUGCUGAGGAAGAGUUUUAUGAUGGGGAGGAAUAUGAGGAUUAUGAUGAAGAAGAGGGGGAAGAGUUGGAGGAGGAAGAGGAGGAGGAGGAGGAUGGGGAUAUACCUCCACUGGAGGGAGCAGAGGACAAGGCUGGAGAGACGGGCAUAGAAGAGGGGAAGGUGCUCCGAGCAGUGGUGGAUAAAGGAGGGAUGGCUGGAUUCAGUGUGAAGGCAGAAGCAGAAGAAGGAGGGAUAGAGGAAAUCCAGACCAACAGAGUUGUUUUCGGAGAGGACAGGAUGAAGGUACAAGAGGUGGAAAGCAUCGGAGUCCUAGAGGAGGCACGGGAGGGUGAGGGAGAGGAGGACGAAAGUGAAAGGAUGGACGACCCCACCAUGCCACAGAUCCUGUGUGUCACCGGAGGAGCACUGGAGGAGAGGGAGGAGACCGAGGAGGAGGGAGGGGGAGCAGCAGGAGGCGGAGAGGGAGAAGGAGGGCUGCAGGAAGAGGUGAGCUCGUGGGAGCAAGGAGCCAAUGAAAUUGAGCUGACAGCCGCCUCAGAAGAAUCCACAACCAAUCAGAAUCAACAGGAGUCAGGAGCUCAACCUGCACAGGAAGCCAGUGUGAGUGAUAACCAGCCAUCCAGUCAUCAGGAGGAACAGCUAGCAGACUCAGCAGCAGCAGAUCCUGAAACCUCAACAGGCCCCAAUACAAAAGCGCAAGAGGAGACAGAUGCUGAGAAAACAGAAAACAGAAAACCAGAGCAGCAGGACACAGAAGGAGGAGGACGGGAAGAGAGUGAUGGAGAGGAGGGGAAAGGUGUGAAGAGGAAGAGAGAGGAGGCACACAGGGAGGAAGAGGCGGGGCAAAGCACUGAGAAGAAAAAGCUGGAUGAUGAAGCCAUGGCCUCCAUGUUGGCUGAUUUUGUCGCCUGUCCACCUGAUGAUGAAGAUGGUACCUCUGGUUCAAACCACUGAUAAACAUUUGCCAAGCUGAACUGAUGUGAUUGAAGUUACUAUGGAUACAGCAGAUACUGCUAGGAUACUGUAUCAUUAGUGACAUUUCCAAGGUUUAGUUACCUCAUACAAGAACUCCCUUAUCAUUCUGUACAUCUUCCAGUCAUUCUUCACAAUGUUCAGAUCAUACUGAUAUAAUUUGGCGUCCAGUUUCCUUUUUUAACAAUAUUACAGACUUCAAGCUACACAAUAUGGGGUGUGGGAAUAUUUGGGGGAAGAGAAGUCAGACUUCUUACUGUGUCACAUCACCCAGCUUGUAAUUCGCAAGAACUAGUUUUACAUGAGCUAAAAGAAGCAGUACAUUUUCUAUAGUCCCAAGUACAGCUGCCCAGCAGGGAGGUGAAGCUCUAUGAAAUGUAUUACGAAAUGCUUAACUUGGAUUUAUAUGCAUCUUUUAUGCUCUUUGUUUUGUCAUCAUUGUCAUAUGCUUUGUUAUAAGAAAAAAACAAAAAAAAAAAAACAUGACUGAGCUACAUUAGAUUUUCCCCCCUUAGAUUUAAUCAUUACAACAAUAAUUCUGGUUUCUCACCCAAACAGUUGGUUCACCCACAUUACAUGAGAUAUGAGAUCACCCAGUGACGUCUCUCGAUUAUCCAUUGUAACCAGCACAAACAAAAUUCCAUUCCCCUCCAUAGUACUAUUGUGAAGGCAGAAAUCUCAGAGACACAUACAGUGGCAAGGACAAGUAUGUGAACCUUUUGGAAUUUCAUGGUUUUCUGAAUAAAUUGGUCAUAAAAUGUGA
Messenger RNA from Siniperca chuatsi (mandarin fish), 4591 nucleotides. RefSeq names its product proline, glutamate and leucine rich protein 1 (gene pelp1). Bases 4 to 3810 code for a protein of 1268 amino acids. The record is from RefSeq and is a predicted model, not a curated record. Gene Ontology annotation, biological process: rRNA processing. Gene Ontology annotation, cellular component: nucleus. Lineage: Eukaryota; Metazoa; Chordata; Actinopteri; Centrarchiformes; Sinipercidae. The transcript has 19 exons.